Molecule: messenger RNA, 2208 nt
Organism: Propithecus coquereli (Coquerel's sifaka)
Lineage: Eukaryota; Metazoa; Chordata; Mammalia; Primates; Indriidae
Gene: USP51
Product: ubiquitin specific peptidase 51
Exons: 2
Coding region: 67-2208 (713 amino acids)
Biological process (GO): protein deubiquitination
Molecular function (GO): cysteine-type deubiquitinase activity; zinc ion binding
Source: RefSeq, a predicted model, not a curated record
GAUCGCCUUUAAACCAGUCGCAGCUCGUUUCCAGACGCCUUUCUCCUCAGGCCGGGCAGUGAGCUGAUGGCCCAGGUUCGAGAAACUUCCUUGUCCUCCGGCUCCGGGGCCCGCUGGAGCCCGGGAGGUAGGGGAGGAGCCUUGCCCGAGGAGGUGGCUGAGAAGGCGGGGGAAAUGGAGGAGGCGGCGGUGGGGACCGCGAAGGCGUAUGCGGGCCGGGAAGCUGAGGAGAUGAAGCUGGAGCCAUUACAGCAGCGUAAGCUGGCGCCAGAGGAGAACUUGACGUGGAGCGGCAGCGGCGGCGACGGCGACGAGAAGGUGCUCCCUUCAAUCCCCCCUCGCUGUCACAGCAGCUCCUCACCCGUUUGCCCGCGCCGCAAGCCCCGCCCUCGGCCCCAGUCCCGGGCCCGCUCCCGAGGCCAGCAGGGGCUCUCGGCCCCGCCCCCGCCUCCAGCCCAGCCCCCGCCCCCGCCCACACCGAGGCCCCGGGCCUGGCGCGGGUCCCGGCGUAGAUCUCGGCCAGUGUCCAGGCCCCAGACGCGGAGUAGCUGCUUUGGUGACCCAGGCGGCUCUGGGGAUCGAGGCGGAUUAGGGGACUGGCUGCUGGGGGUAGAGUUUGAACAGGGUCCCACAGGCUGCUCUCAUGUGGAGAGCUUUAAAGUAGCUAAGAACUGGCAGAAGAACCUGAGGCUCAUCUACCAGCGUUUCGUUUGGAGUGGAACCCCGGAGACUAGGAAACGUAAGGCAAAGUCAUGCAUCUGUCAUGUAUGUAGUACUCAUAUGAACAGACUCCACUCUUGUCUCUCCUGUGUCUUUUUUGGCUGCUUUACUGAGAAACAUAUUCACAAACAUGCAGAAGCAAAACAGCACAAUUUAGCUGUUGACCUCUCUCAUGGGGUUAUAUAUUGCUUUAUGUGUAAGGAUUAUGUAUAUGAUAAAGACAUAGAACAGAUUGCCAAAGAAACGAAAGAGAAAAUUUUGAAAUUAUUAACUUCCACCUCAACAGACGUUUCUCAUCAACAGUUUAUGACAUCAGGGGUUGAAGAGAAGCAGUCAACCUGUGAGACGAAGGAAGAGGAACCAAAAUUGGUGAAACCCAAGAAAAAGAGGAGAAAAAAGUCAGUCUAUACUGUAGGCCUGAGAGGGCUAAUCAAUCUUGGUAACACCUGUUUUAUGAAUUGUAUUGUCCAGGCCCUUACCCAUAUUCCUCUACUGAAAGAUUUCUUCCUCUCUGACAAGCACAAAUGUAUAAUGACAAGCCCCAGCUUGUGUCUGGUCUGUGAAAUGUCUUCGCUUUUUCAUGCUAUGUACUCUGGGAGCCGAACUCCUCACAUUCCCUAUAAGUUACUGCACCUGAUAUGGAUUCAUGCAGAACAUUUAGCAGGGUACAGGCAGCAAGAUGCCCAUGAAUUCCUUAUUGCGAUACUAGAUGUGCUACAUAGACACAGCAAAGAUGAUAGUGUUGGGCAGGAGGCCAAUAACCCCAACUGCUGUAACUGUAUCAUAGACCAAAUCUUUACAGGUGGCUUGCAGUCAGAUGUCACAUGUCAAGCCUGCCAGAGUGUCUCCACUACCAUAGACCCAUGCUGGGAUAUCAGUUUGGACUUGCCUGGGUCUUGUGCCACAUUUAGUUCCCAGAGCCCAGAGAGGGCUGACAGCACAGUGAGCAGGAAUGACCACAUACCAGGAAUCCCCUCACUUACAGAUUGCCUACAGUGGUUUACAAGGCCAGAGCACCUAGGAAGCAGUGCCAAAAUCAAAUGCAGUAGUUGCCAAAGCUACCAGGAGUCUACCAAACAGCUCACAAUGAAAAAAUUACCCAUUGUGGCCUGUUUUCAUCUCAAACGGUUUGAACAUGUAGGCAAACAGAGGCGAAAGAUUAAUACUUUUAUCUCCUUUCCCUUGGAGCUGGACAUGACUCCGUUUUUGGCCUCUACUAAAGAGAGCAGAAUGAAAGAAGGCCAGCCACCAACAGAUUGUGUACCCAACGAGAAUAAGUAUUCCUUGUUUGCAGUGAUUAAUCACCAUGGAACUUUGGAAAGUGGCCACUAUACCAGUUUUAUCCGGCAACAAAAAGACCAGUGGUUCAGCUGUGAUGAUGCCAUUAUCACCAAGGCUACCAUUGAGGACUUACUCUACAGUGAAGGGUAUUUACUGUUCUACCACAAACAGAGUCUAGAGAAAGACCAGUCUUACCAGACCACUUAA